AUGCAUCCACAACCUCCAGUAAGUCUUCUUCCUCUACUUCUACCCUCUCAUGGCAACCAUAAUGGUUCAUCAUCAUCAUCAUCGAUACUCAUGACGAGUGGUAUCAGCAGCAGCACAACGGGUUCAAUCUCUUCCCUUCAUCUUCUCGGAAACGUCUUGCCAGCAGUGAAUUCGGCAAGGAGCGAAAUUAUACAACAACAACAACAACAACAACAACAACAACAACAAUAUAAAAACUCUGAAUUCUCGGACUCAAAUUUGAGUGCUCUCGUUAAAGAUUUGGGUUACACCAUCAUGUCCACAGUGGACGCUUUCAGUAGAGUGGUGGAAACAUGUUCCAAUAUGAAUGAGCGAACAGUUGGAGAAUUAAUAGGUAUGAUGGCCAUGAAUCACACCGGACUACAAACUCGAGCUGAUCAUGGCUCUAUUGUUUCCUUCCUUCAAUCCAUAGGCUCUUCAAAAGUAGAAAUCAAAGAAAACGCAUCAUCAUGGAAUCUCGAUAACUUCGUAACCGUAAUGAAACAAAAAGACCUCAACUGGAAACAAGUCGUCGCAUGUUUGGACCAUACUGGAUUUAAGUUAAAGGAUCAAAAAGGCCUUGCAAUGAUUGUUACUAUUUACAAAAAGAUUACAGGAGAGAAAUUACCACUGGAUGUUUUCGUUUGCCGAAAGUGGAGCAACAAUGAUGCUCAACUUUCAUUCAUUCUUCUCGCUUUGGACGCUCCACCUGACAUCAUUGACUUUUCGUCAGAUAAGCUUCGUCAUGUCGACAUUUCCUUCCUACCUUCUCACAAAAACCAAAACACAACUUGGGGAACAAUAGAUUUAGUGGAAACCUUGUUAAAUUUGGCAGACAUUGAGAAUAUGAAUGCCAUCAAGAGAUUAUUUGAAGCUCCAAUGAGACAGUGUCCAGAACAAUUCUUGUUAGCUCUUGCUCAAUGCAAUCCAAUCAACAUUUUACUUCGCCAGGAAAUUGUUUCCCAAAUUGUACCCAUCUUUGUCAAGCCUCAUAAGAAUUCUUUCUCUGUGCUCCACAAAUUCUCUGAAGUGAAUCAACCAUUACUCAUUUCAACUCUCUCGGAAACAUACCGAAAAGAUCCUACACAACUCAGAAGGAUUUUAGAUAUCGCUCAAGAAUUGAAGAUACUUGAUGCCAUUCUGGAUUCAAGACCAUUCCGUUUCGCCAUUGAAAUUGCAAUUUUGGCAUCGAAGAGAGACCAUCUCAACUUGGAAUUAUGGCUUCUCAACAACAUGGAACGUCAUGGCAAUGAAUUUGUCCAGGAAGUCAUCAACUAUUUGACAGAUGCCAUUCCAACUCUCAAGGACAAGAAUUCUCAACAACAAGCAACCUUCACUUCGGACAUUGCAAAGACCUUCUUCAAGUGCCUCGACAAGGCUAGAAACUUGAUAGUUGCAGAAAUUUUCGAGCAAGCCUAUCAAUUGUAUCAAGCUUUGGAUGAGAAUCUCAAACGUGAAAUCGCAACAACCGAGUUCCAACUUUCUCCAGAGAUUGAAACCAAAACUAAUCAGUUUUUCCUUUCCAUGUUCCAUGGAGAAAUUACUGUAGAAGUUGGUGUUGAGAAACUCAAGGAAAUGAAGCUUUCAAAGACUAGAGCCGACCAAGAAAUGUUUGCCUGUGUGAUUCAUAAUCUAUUUGAUGAGUAUCGAUUCUUCAGUCAAUAUCCUGAAAAUUCAUUAAGAGUAAUGGCCAAACUCUUUGGACUUAUUAUUCAACAUAAUGUUAUUGUUGCCAAAACAUUGAAGUAUGGCUUAAUUUGCGUUUUACAAGCUCUUUCAAGUCCUGAUAUCAAACUUUUCCAAUUUGGUCUGAUUGCCUUGUCACAAUUCAAAACAAGAGUUUCUGAGUGGCCACAAUUUUGUGCUCAUCUACGUACAAAGAUUCCACAAGCCUUCCAACACAUUCCAGACCUUGCUCAAUAUGUAGCUAAAAGCCUUAGCUUGAUUGAGACUCAAAUACCAAGCGAACAAUAUGGAGUGCCUGGCAUUCAGAAUACUGGCAUUUCUUCCCCUCCAACAUCCAUCUCUCCUCAGCCAAAUGUAAUGCAACAACAAUUUGGCACCAAUGCUUUCCAACCCUCCAUUAGUACAACUCCUCCUCCACAAAUUUCCACAUCUCCAACCCCGCAAGUUCCUCCAUCAGCUGCCUUAACACCAUCAGCUGAUCCACAAACACCAACGAAAACCAAAAAAGACGAAGAGAAGGCCUCUCCUGGAAUUGGCUUCCAGUUGGAUAUUAGCACUCUGACCAAAAACGUCACGACACAAGAAAUUGAAGCCCCAGAACCAGAGUUGGCAGAGAAGAUGAUCUUUGCAAUUAACAAUGUCUCUCAAAUUAACCUCAACGAGAAAUGCAACGAGCUGAAAAUUGUACUGACCCCAAACUGGUAUCCAUAUGUUGCAAGAUAUCUUGUAGUGAACAGAGCUAGCUUGGAGCCCAACUUCCAUUUAGUUUAUGCAAAAAUGUUGAGCACUUUGAAGUUGGAAGAACUCGACAAGCAAGUUUUAAAGCAGACAUACAUUGCUAUCAACGCGUUGCUUCACUCUGAGAGAAUUACCACUAGUCUUUCAGAAAGAUCUCUUCUUAAGAACUUGGGAAGCUGGCUAGGAUUACAAACUUUGGCAAAGAACAAGCCCGUUCUUCAUAAGGACCUUGAUUUGAAGUCUCUUUUAUUUGAUGCCUUUGAAAGAGGAAGACUCAUUGUGGUCAUUCCAUUUGUUUGUAAAAUUUUGAAUCAUUGUGCCAAAUCAAAGGUGUUUACCCCUCCAAAUCCAUGGGUUAUGGGUAUUGUAUCUCUUUUGGUUGAGAUUCAUGCAAUUCCAGAGUUGAAAUUGAACUUGAAGUUUGAGGUUGAAAUGUUGUGUAAAACUUUAAAACUUACCAUUUCUCAAGUUGAGCAACAAAACAAGGAAAAAGAAGAUUAUGCCCCACUGCUUCAAGGAAGAACGCAACUCAAAUAUAACAACCCAGAUAUUCAUGGGCCAACCACUGCAGUUGAGCCACUCGCACCAAUUGCACCUGGCCGAUCAGAAAAGUUGUUCAACAUUUCACAAGUGACCGACACUGGAAUUAUUAUUACCGAUCUUCAAGAUCAGGUGAAAAUUGCUGAAAAUUUGUCAAUUUUCAAAGAACAACCAGAAUUGAGAAAGCUUGUUGUAGUUGCUCUUGACCAAACUAUUCGUGAAAUUAUAGCUCCGUUUGUGAAACGAGCUGUUACCAUUGCUUGCCGUACAACUACAGAAACAAUCAUUAAGGACUUUAUUGCAGAGCCAGAUUACAACAAAAUGCACCGAGCAGCUAACUUGAUGGUUGCUAAUCUUGCAUCGAAACUUGCUGCUUUUUCUUGCAAGGACAUUCUAAAGAAUAAUCUCCAAACUCACCUCAGAACAUUAUUUGAGGCUGCUUCCAUCAAUCCAAGCGAUCCAAAGGUGAAGACAGUCAUUGAACAGAUCGUAACAAAUGUUAGUGCGGAUAAUGUUAAUGUUGGUUGUGCAUAUGUUGGCCAAGCAGCCCGAGAUAAGGGUAUGCUGGACAUUGCAGAAGCUCUUCAAUCCGAACUUGAGUUGAGAAAAAGCUAUGCAAAUGGCGCCGUUAUGAAUUACACCAACUAUACGAUGCCAGCCUUUGUUCAAAGAUUACCAGAGGUUUUAGCUCCAAAAGGCGGCCUACAUAGAAGUCACAUCCAAGUUUACGAAGACUUUGAAAGAAAGACUCUAUUUGAACCAAGAGAAGACAUGCUGCCAUUUAAUGUCGCUGUGGAUCAAGCCAAGCUCGCAUUCGCCAAUAUGAUGGAGUAUAUCCAUCAGGUUAAAACACAACUACCUAACAUUUCUUAUGUCCCUGUCCAGAGCCGGUUCUAUGACAGCUUAAACAAGAUUCGAUCUAUUCUUCGAAGAUCGGUUCAAGGUGGAGAAACUGCUGAGUCUCUUUGCAUGGAUGUUUUCUACAAACUUUACGAAACUGAUACCAACAUUAUCAGGGAAGCUUGUAUUAUGGUUCUUUCCGUUUUGCGAGAAAUGGAAAGCGAAUCAUCCAUGAUUCAGGUUACUAAUCUUUGGAAAGCUUUAGCUCCAAAUCAAAAACUCGACAAUGCUACUCUUUCACUAAUCAGAGUAGAUUUAUUAGAUCUCGUUACUCUUGACAAUGAACUUUUAGCUCUAGUUGCUGAUUUGAACCACAGCAAGAACGCAAUACCUUUCUAUUUGCGCCUGAUUCAGAGAUUGGUUAUUUUGAAGAGUACUCUCACUGUUGCAGACCUUCCAAAGUCCUUCAGCUUUGUUCAAUCAAACUUGUCAAAGUAUCCAGAUUAUAUGACCUAUGCUUCCAUUAUAGAGCAAGCUGCAAAAGCAACAAGCAAUCUGUACGACAAUCCAUUGACCAUUUUGUUCAAUGUUGCUUCUGAUUUUGAAACUCCAGAAAAAUAUGCAGUGAGAGACCAACAUUUGAAGAAGUUUGUCACCUAUCUCUCCAUAUCUGAAAUGCCUUACACCCCAACUCCAUAUUACGAUCGUACCCAUGUAUCCUACACUUGGGCUUCUCUAUUCAAAACGGCCAAUGAAAACAAACAGAUGAUCGCCAUGGAUUUCAACGAUAUGUUUGACAAAAAAGUGGCAUCUUUUGAAGACACCAUUAGACCUUACAUUGAAACUGCUGUAGAACAUUUCUACAAAUUUGGAGUCAAUUUGCCCUAUCCAGAGACAUUUAAAUUUGCUGAUGGCCUUUGUGAUUUUCUUGGAAAACUCAUUUUUGAGCAAAGUGAACACUAUGAAAUAGAUCCUGAAUUUUUCUCAAAGGCUCUUACAAGAUUUAAGAUUGUUCUUGAUCUGAUCAUUCAAUUAAUCAUGAAGGAUAUGGAACUUCAACAAACCAAGUUUAAUCAGAGAAUCUAUUUAAGAUUACUGUCAGGUAUGAUCGUUCAAGCUGGAAGCUAUUUGCCUCCUCCUUCUUAUUAUAUGGGACCUUCAUUCAGAGCAGAAUAUUUCCACCAAAACUAUGACAAGCAUUUGGAGGUUCAUUCCGAAAUUUUGUGUAUCUUUGCGCAAGCGUUGCUUGUAUUGAAACCAAGCAAGAAUCCAGCAUUUGUUUUUGCUUGGCUAGAACUGAUUUCUCAUCGCUUCUUUAUGCCAAAGAUACUUGCUCCAAGCUGCAAGAAGGGCUUACCUUUGUUCCAUGAUCUCAUUGUUGAAAUGUUUAAUUUUUUGGAACCAUAUUUGCAGGCCGGACAGCUGAAUAAUCCAGUCAAACUUGUCUACAAGGCAGCUCUAAAGAUUUUAUUGAUCCUUCUUCAUGACUUUCCAGAAUUCCUUUGCGAUUAUCAUGUCUCAUUAUGCAAUGUUAUUCCAAAUACUUGCAUACAAAUGCGAAAUCUCAUUCUAUCAGCCUUCCCAAGGCAUAUGAAACUUCCUGAUCCAUUCGCUAAAGAUGUCAGUAUAGAAAAGUUGCCUGAAAUCAAUGAACAACCAACCAUCUUGAGCGACUAUGCGAAACACUUUACCAAAGAAUUACCGUUGGAGUUGUUUGAAUCAUUAGUUGACAAGUAUUCUAUUAAUUCUGAUAUUUCUCUUUUAGAUCAAAUUGUCAAUAAGGUUAAGUUGACCUCACAAGAGGAAAUUUCUGAGAGAGGAACAUCUUAUAACGUUCCAUUGAUUAAUUCAAUCGUUUUGCAUGUUGGAGUAUUAAGCACAACUAGACAUCCUCGAUCACAAUGUAUGCACUCCUUUGCAACUGAAGUUCUGCGUAGAAUGCUCCACCAGUUAGACUUUGAAGGUCGUUAUUUGGUGUUGAAUGCAAUGGUUAAUCAGUUGAGAUAUCCAAACAUUCAUACCUACUACUUUAGUUGUGUAUUAUUGAACUUUUUCUGUGAGGAACAGAUUAUCCAGGAACAAAUUACUCGUGUGCUUAUUGAGAGAUUAAUUGUCAGUAGACCACAUCCUUGGGGUUUGUUAAUUACUUUCAUUGAUCUUGUUAAGAAUAGUAUUUACAAGUUCUGGGAAAAGCCCUUCAUUCAUUGCUCAGUUGAAAUUGAACAAAUGUUUCAAAACGUUAGACAAACUGUGUGA
Messenger RNA from Naegleria fowleri, 6078 nucleotides. RefSeq lists its product as uncharacterized. Gene Ontology annotation, molecular function: molecular adaptor activity. Gene Ontology annotation, cellular component: P-body; CCR4-NOT core complex. Bases 1 to 6078 code for a protein of 2025 amino acids. The transcript has 2 exons. NCBI's taxonomy places the organism in Eukaryota, Heterolobosea, Eutetramitea, Acrasida, Naegleriidae. The record is from RefSeq and is a predicted model, not a curated record. Gene Ontology annotation, biological process: nuclear-transcribed mRNA catabolic process, deadenylation-dependent decay.